Molecule: messenger RNA, 9822 nt
Organism: Conger conger (European conger)
Lineage: Eukaryota; Metazoa; Chordata; Actinopteri; Anguilliformes; Congridae
Gene: dchs2
Product: dachsous cadherin-related 2
Exons: 20
Coding region: 1-9822 (3273 amino acids)
Biological process (GO): homophilic cell-cell adhesion
Cellular component (GO): plasma membrane
Molecular function (GO): calcium ion binding
Source: RefSeq, a predicted model, not a curated record
AUGCACAGUAGUUGUGCGACUCCCAAGUUACUUCAGCUAAUUGCAGUUUUGCUACUGUAUAGCCAGUGUUCUGCUCAGGUGUACAACCUAAGUCUAGCAAUCGAAGAGGGGCUACCAGCAGGAACAAUUGUUGGAGACAUAAGGGCUGGUCUGCCUGAUGACAUUCCAAAUAGCGGGUUUUUCAUAUCAGAAAGCAGAGACUCCUAUGUGUUCAAAGACCUGGAGAUAGAUGGAGAUACUGGGAUAAUAACCACAGCGCAGGUUCUGGACAGGGAGAGUACAGAUAAGUAUGAUUUUGUGGCAGCCACCUUAAAUGGAGAGGUGAUUAUGGUACAUAUUGUGGUAAGGGAUGUGAACGACCACUCUCCAGUAUUUACCAGGGAAAUUGUACUGUUGAAUAUAUCUGAACAAAGUCCCAAUGGCACCAGGUUUGAGCUGGAAGGUGCCCACGACCAGGAUGAAGGUGAAUAUGGAACCCAGGGUUAUCGCAUAACUGAUGGUGCGACCGGUGAGCUGUUCAAGGUGGAAUACCGCAGUGGAGGAGAAAGUCUAUUCAACCUGGACCUGGUUCUUUUAGGUCAUUUAGACCGAGAGUUGAGGGAUCUUUACACAUUCACCAUCGAAGCUUUCGAUGGGGGGAUUCCACAUAAGACGGGGACACUACAGGUCCAGGUCCAUGUCCUGGAUGAAAACGACAAUGCCCCUGUAUUUAGUCAAAGAGAAUAUCACACGUCCAUAUGGGAAAAUGCCCCGACCUCUACUACGGUGUGUCAGGUUUUUGCCACGGACCUUGACCUUGGACAAAACGGGCAUGUUACUUACGAGAUAAACCGGCGCCAAAGUGACCCAAAUGAGCUCUUCUCUAUUGACCAUAGUACCGGAAUAAUCAGUGUGAACAAACCCCUGGACUACGAGACACAGCCAUUCCACGAGUUGAUAAUCAGAGCACGAGAUAACGGAGAGCAGCCUGAAUACAGCAGUGCUCUGGUGGUGGUGAAGGUCCGGAACAUCAAUGACAACAGCCCCACCAUCAACGUGAUGUUCCUCAGCGAGUCUGGAGCGGCCGAGGUCUCCGAGGGUGCUGGGAUCGGAGAGUAUGUGGCCAGGAUAUCAGUGUCAGACCCUGACCUUGGAGAAGCCGACAUGGUCGGCGUCUCGCUGGAAGGUGGGGAUGGAAAAUUCAGUUUGAAACCCUCAGAUGGCUUCCUCUACUCCCUUUGUGUGGAGGACAAACUGGACAGGGAGGAGGUAGACCUCUAUGCCUUGAAGAUCGUGGCCUCUGACUUGGGCUCUCCACCUCUGUGGAGUGAGCAGACUCUUGUGAUCAGGGUGACAGACUUGAAUGAUUGCCCACCCAUUUUUGAAAAAGAUGAAUACAUAUUGAGCAUCUCUGAAGACACCUUUCAGGGGAGCAUAAUUUUUCAGGUCCAGGCUAAAGAUCUGGACGAGGGCAUGAACUCUGUUGUGCAUUAUUCAAUCGUGAAUUCUGAGCAGGACCACCUGAUUGACAUUGACCCCAAGUCUGGACUCAUAACCACAGCAGUGGGUCUAGAUCACGAGAGAGAGGCUGAAAUCCAAUUUUCUGUGUUAGCUGUGGACAGUGGAUUCCCACCCCUUUCUGCCACUACCUUGAUCAUAGUUCAUGUUGAGGACAUCAAUGACAACCAACCAGUUUUCGAGAAACAACUAUACAAUGUGUCAGUUCUGGAGCACACACCCAUUGGGACCUGCUUCCUUCAGGUCACAGCAACAGAUGCUGACAGUGGUGAGUUUAGCAGAGUGACUUAUUCCCUCUACCUCGGGCCUGACGGCUAUGACAAACACCCCCUCUUCUUGAUUCACCCGAAUUCUGGUGAGAUCUGUGUGUCUGAGGACAUUGACAGAGAGGCUGGUCUGGUGAACUAUGACAUCUUGGUCAAAGCUGAAGACCAGGGAGGCCUCAGCACGCAGACCUGUGUUCAUAUAGAAGUGGAGGACCUCAAUGACAACCUGCCAGUCUUCAGCCCGGAGACGUAUGUUACAAGCAUUAGCAGCCGCACCCAGCCGGGCACAGAGCUUCUGAAUGUAAUUGCAGCUGACAGAGACUCUGGGACGUAUGGGCAGGUGUCCUAUGAGCUCCUCUCUGGGGAUUUGUCCUCCCUUUUCUCUGUGGAUAAAGCAACAGGUGUGGUGUACCUGGCCUCUACUCUAACCCAACUGGGCACCGGCAGCAUAAAACUCUCCGUAUCUGCCCGGGAUGGGGAGGGUCUGAGCUCUGUCCAGCCGGCCACGGUCACCGUGAACAUCAUGAGCAGUGCGAUGGAGCCUAGCGUGUUCCAGAGGUUCCGCUACGCCUUCUCCGUGCCUGAGGACUCGCCUGUGGGCACUCCCGUGGGCACCGUGCAGGCCAGCAGUCCUGACAAUUCCCUGGAGGCCCUGUCUUACAGGAUUUCCUCUGGAGACCCGAUGGGCCUGUUCCAGGUGCACCCCGUGUCCGGCCUCAUCUGCACCAGUAGGAGUCUGGAUCACGAGACCCAGUCGUACGCUCUGCUCAUGCUCCAGUCCCAGGCGGCUAGCUCUUCGGUCCAGAGCAGUGCUCAAGUCAACGUCACCAUCGCUGACGUCAACGACAACCUGCCGGUCUUCCCCAGGGACCGAGACACCAUCGUGGUCUCCGAGAGCACCGCCCCCGGGACCGCCCUCUACAUCGCCCGCGCCCACGACCGCGACAGCGGCGCCAAUGGGAGGGUCCACUACGCCCUGCGGAUGGAAGGUUCUGGAAACCUUACCGACGGUACCUUCGCCGUGGACCCUGGCCUGGGCACGCUGUCGCUGAACCAGAGCCUGUCCCUGGGCAGGCAGCCCGAGUACACCCUCCAGAUUUUGGCAGAGGACGGAGGGGCCCCAUCGCUCAAGGCGACCUUGACGCUCACCGUUACUGUGGAGCGCUCGGUGACCGUAGACGCCCUGGCCUUCGAGACACUGGCGUAUCAGGUGGAGAUCGGCGAGGGGGCCCCGCGUGACUCACAAGUGAUCCAGGUACGGGCACACGGGCGGAGGCCCCGGCCCUACCCCGGCCUCUCCUACUCCCUCCUGCCCUUCUCUGGGACCCCUCCCUUUGGGAUAGACUCCGAAAGCGGCUGGCUCUUCCUGUCGCAGAGUCUGGACCACGAGGCUGUCCCCCUGUAUCGUUUCGGGGUGCAGGCCACUGCCCGGGAGGGCAGCUCCGUCCAUCACGCCACGACAACCGUCACCAUCAUCGUCCUGGACGAGAAUGACAACGCGCCCGUCUUCACCCGGGAUGCCUACUUCUUUACCGUUCAGGAGGGCCCCGCCCCCCAGGGCCUGAUUGGCUCAGUCAGAGCGACAGACAGGGACUCCAGGAAGAACGCGCAGCUGUCGUACAUCCUGCUGUCUGACGGGAAGCACUUCCGCGUUAAUUCCAAUACAGGGGAGAUAAUUAAUUGGGUAGCUCUGGACCGUGAGGAGCACACUCAUCACACCCUGAAGGUUCUGGUGACAGACCACGGUCUACCUCGCCUCAACGCCACCGCUACCGUUCACAUCCUCGUCACGGACAUCAAUGACAAUCCGCCCCUAUUCUUACACGUACCAGCGAGCAAGGAGAUCAACGUGCAGAUUUGGGCUGGAUUACCAGUAGGCUCUGUGGUUACCACCAUGUUUGCCAAAGACCUUGAUGCCGGAGAAAACGGAACAGUUGUGUUCUCUCUCAUGUCAGAUGAAUUGGGUCUUUUUGAGAUUGACAGUAAGAGUGGGGAGAUCAGAACCACAGGGGAUAUCUCUCAACAGGCCAGAACACAGUACACUCUGACUGUCAUCGCCACGGACAAUGGACCUGCACCACUGGAGGAGACAGCUGUGGUGCACCUGCAGGUGCAGCCCUCUGAGGGUGUGGGUGUAGGUUCUGCAUCACAGGCCUUCCUGCUGCUCUCUGUGAGGGAGGACUGCCAGCCCGGGACCGUCAUCGGAUCCGUGGGUUCGCCCGAGAGGCUCCCCGGGACCCUCUACUCCAUCGCCGAAGGGGACGGCAGCCUCCAUUUUGGGAUCGACCGUUCAUCCGGCGACCUGUAUGUUAUCCGUGAGCUGGACCACGAGGCCACAGCACGCUACCUGCUGAAGGUGCGGGUGGACAACGGGGGCCAGAGAAGCAACGGGUCCACGUCGGUGUUCGUGAGCAUCGGCAUGGAGGACGUCAACGACCACACGCCUUGGUUCGCAGACGAUGUCAUCAUAUUCGGUCUGGAGGAAAACCAGCCAGAGGGGGCGCCAGUUUACACCUUCAACGCCAAGGACGGGGAUGGGAGCUGGCGAAACAGUGAUCUGCGCUACACUAUUGCUGGGGGCGAUGGGAUGGAGCCACCUUUCCGCAUCGAUCCACGAACAGGGACUCUGACCGCCGCGGGCCCUCUGGACCGUGAGAGGACCCCGAGCAUCACCUUCACUGUGACCGCCACCGACCAGGCUCUGCAGACAUCUGACCGCAGAUCCGGAACGCUGACCGUGCACGUGUUCCUCCUGGACCUGAACGACAACGCCCCUGCCUUUGUCUCCUCGGACUCGGCCCACGUCCUUGAGGACAGUGAACUCGGCAGCCUGGUGCACCGACUGGUCGCCAAAGACGGCGACCUCAGAGAAAAUGGUCUGGUGACCUACACUGUCCUAUCAGGGAACGAGGAGAGCCUGUUCGCUCUGGAGGAGAGCACAGGCCUGCUGCACCUAGCCGCCCCCCUGGACUACAAAUCGGCCAGCGCUCACGUGAUGGUGGUCCAGGCUUUGGACCGUGGCCGACCCAGGCUCUCCUCCACACAGACCCUCACCGUCUCCAUUCUGGACGUGAACGACCAGGCUCCCGUGUUCGAGCGCAGCGUCUACAACGCCACGGUCAUGGAGAACAGGGAUCCCGGAGAGCCCGUGAUCCAGGUCACGGCGUCAGACGAGGAUUCAGGGGAGAACGCUGCAGUGCGCUAUACCCUCCUCCCAGGCCCUGGGUUCGAGCUCUUCUGCAUAGGCUCUCACACUGGGGAGAUCAGCACAACCUCACAACUGGACCGUGAGAGACAGCAGAUGUUUGCUCUCAGAGUUCUGGCCCAGGACAGUGGCAUUCAUCCUCUCUCCAGCACUGCCACUGUCCUGUGCUCCGUUCUCGACGAAAACGACAACGACCCCGAGUUCAUGCAGCCCUCCUUCCUGAUCCGGGUCCCAGAGAACCUCCCCCCAGGACAUCUCCACAUGGCCCAGGCUGCCGACCCAGACUCUGGAGCCAACGGGACCGUCCUGUACAGCAUCCAGGGUGAGGACAUUGAUGAUUUUUUCACCAUAAACACCACAAGCGGAUUGAUCACCACGCUGAAAAGCCUGGACAGGGAGAAGCGAAGCAACUACACCAUCAUCAUCAAGGCUCAAGACCAGGGUCCAACCCCCAGGAGCUCCACUGCCCCGCUGCACGUGCUGGUCCUGGACGAGAACGACCACAGCCCCACCUUCGGCCAGAAGAGCUACCAGGCCUCCAUCAGGGAGGGGAUGCCGGCGGGGUCGGAGGUCAUUCGACUGACUGCCACCGACAGCGACGAGGGCCCCAGCGGUGAGGUCACCUUCUCCCUGACGGACGACACCCUGGGCGCGUUCGCGGUCGACGGCUCCUCGGGCGUGGUGCGGACGACCAGGCCGCUGGACCGCGAGACGCGGUCGCGCUACACCUUCUGGGCCUCGGCUACGGACGGAGGCAGCCGGGGCCCGCGCAGCUCGGUCGCCAGCGUGACCGUGAACGUGGAGGACGUCAACGACAACACCCCGGUCUGCGCCCACAGUCCCCUCAGCGCCCCCGUUGCUGCGGAGGCCGCCCCCAACCAGACAGUUGCCACAGUGAGGGCCCUGGAUGGCGACCUGGGGGAGAACGGUACGGUGACGUUCGCCCUGAGCGAACUGGAUGCGGUCUUCGAGGUGAGUGAGGGCUCGGGGGAUGUUCGGGUAAAGACGUCCCUUCCUUCUGGCUUCUUUGGCACGAGGCUCCUGCGUGUGGUGGUCACGGACCGGGGGACCCCCGCAUUGUCCUCCACCUGCCUGGUGCUCGUACAUCUCCGGGGGCAGGAAGAGGGGCUGCGCUUCACUGAGAGCGUCUAUGAAGCGGCUAUACCCGAGAACAGCAAACCCGGUUCUUGGGUAGCGAACGUCAUCGCUGAGGACCAAAGCCUGGACGAGGGCAGAGUGGAGUACAGCAUUUUCAGUGGAAACGAAGACGGAGCGUUUGCCAUUGACGCGCACAAUGGUGACAUCACAGUGAAGGAGCAGAGCCGUCUCGACUUUGAGGAGAAGAGGACAGUCCACCUGGUGGUUCUGGCAGACAACGGGCGGCAGACAGCCCACUGCAGAGUUACCAUCUCCCUGCAUGAUGUCAACGACAACCCACCAUCCUUUGAGCAGCACUACUACAAAACUGCUGUGUGGGAGGGACAGAUACCCAGCACCUAUGUGAUGCAGGUGUUUGCGUUGGAUGCCGACAGUGGUCUGCACGGGCAGGUAGACUACUCCAUCCUGUCAGGGAACCACAAUAACGCGUUUGUCAUCGACUCCACGCGGGGCAUCCUGGCCACCAAUGCCGUCCUCGAUCGAGAGAUCGUGCCCUCUUACAAGCUGGUCCUGCAGGCUGUGGAUAGGGGCAGUCCCCCCCUCACAGGCACCUCCACCAUCAGAAUCCAGGUGGUGGACGUCAAUGACAACAGCCCCUCCAUACCUCCCAUGGAGCCUGUGGCCAUAGCAGAGAAUCUGCCUGCAGGUUACGUUGUGACCCAAGUGGUGGCCAAUGACGUGGACUUGAGUUCCGUGGUGACGUACAGCUUCACGGAGCAGGGAAGUGGGGGCGGCUGGUUCGCCAUUGACCCCUUCACCGGGGUCAUCACACUGACCAAAAGUCUGGACCGCGAGGAGUGCUCCCACUACACCCUGAGGGUCCAGGCCUCGGACUCUCUUCACCAGACCGAAGCGGAGGUCACCAUCCAAGUCAUGGAUGUGAACGACAAUCCGCCUGUGUUUUCCAUGGAAGCCUACCAGGUUGUGUUGCCAGAGCUAUCUUCUGCGGACACCUUUGUGCUGGCACUGUCUGCCACUGACAGAGACUCUGGGCCUAAUGGCAGAGUGUCCUACAGGCUUCUCACAUCUCCUCUAAAGAGCUUCUACAUCCAUGCAGAGAAUGGGUCUCUGUUCACCAGCAAGCCACUGACACAUGUGACUAAUGGGAAUGCGAUCCAGCUCAUGGUGGAGGCCAGAGACGGCGGUAACCCCCCACUCACCGCUGUGACGUCUGUGGAAAUCUACAUGCGGGACGCUAACGACCACGCCCCACGCUUCCAGCGGGCAUCAUACCAGGUGAGCGUCUCCGAGGACACGCCCCAGGGCAGCACCCUGCUCCUCCUGCGGGCCGACGACCAGGACUGGGCCCCUGACAGCUCGCGUGUGGACUACGCCAUCACUGGAGGCAACCAGGAGCAGCGAUUCUGCUUGGAGGCGGGUGUGGUCCAGACCGAAACGCGUCAGACGACCAUCACCAGGCUAGUCCUGUGCAGCAUGCUUGACCGUGAGACGGCAGAGAGCCAUGCGCUGACUGUGACCGCCACUGAUAGGGGAAGCCCGCCACUGAAUAGCUCUGCCGCGGUCACCGUGACCGUUCUGGAUGUCAACGAUAACGCGCCCGAGUUCAGCAGCUCCGAGUACCACGCGCAGGUGAACGAGGGCAGCCCUCCUGGAACCAGCCUGGUGCGGCUGUCUGCCCAUGACCCUGACGAGGGCCAGAACGCGUGGGUCAGGUACGCCAUAAUCUCCGGAAACGGCAAGGGCCUCUUCAGGAUGGAUCCUCUAAUGGGGACUGUGGAGGUGAACCAGAGCCUGGACUACGAGGAGGAUGUGAGAUUCACACUGACCAUCAGGGCCUCUGACGGAAACGGAGAUGGAUCGGGGGGCGGCAAUGUGGCCUUUGCCGUGCUUUAUAUUUCUGUGCUGGAUGACAAUGACAACUCUCCCUACUUCCCCUUCCCUGCAGUCAACUGCUCGGUGAUGGAGAACCAGCCUGCCUUUUCCCCUGUCUGCACAGUCCACGCCAUCGACCGAGAUGCGGGACCCUACGGCCGGCUGACCUACUCCAUCCUCGGCCCCUGUUACUUGGAUUAUAGUAGCAGAAGCCCAGACAGGAAGGACGCUUUCGCCAUUGACCCCCUGACGGGCGACAUCCACACCUGGCAGACCUUUGACUAUGAGCAGGAGUGUGAAUACUGCUUCCUGGUGGAGGCCCGUGACAAAGGUGACCAGACCACGACCACGAGGGUCCAGGUGGUCAUCGAGGGUGUGGACGAGUUCAGUCCCGUCUUCACCCGGCAGCAGUACCUCUUCCACCUGCCAGAAUUUGCCAAGGCCGGGCAGAGCAUUGGCCAGGUAUCAGCCACCGACCAUGAUACAGGACAGGAUGGCAUCCUGGAAUAUGCUUUGGCUAGGUCCUCCCCCUUUUUCUCCAUCAACAGAACCAGCGGUGUCGUCUACUUGUCGGCUGCCGUGUACAGGAGACAGGGUAUUGGUGCCGGAGGGGAGCUGGUGGACUUUGUAGUGAUGGCCAGCAGCCCCAAGAUGGACUCCAGGUUGGCUUCCUGCCUUGUCAUCGUCAACAUUUCUAGGUCUGCCGAAGUUCCAUUAGGCAUGUCCCUCAGUGCGCAGACCAUCAGCCUCAGUGUAUCUUUAGUCAUCGUCCUCCUCCUCCUCAUCGCCUUCAUUGUCCUUGUCCUGAGGUUCAAGCGAAGAGAGACCACCACGAAAAAGGGCACCCCUCCUGAGACCUCCAACCUGACCCACAGACUGGAUGCCUUUGAUAAGACUGUUGUCAGCCACAACGCAUCCAAUGGCAUCAGCCUCCAGGAUCUGAGGGGCCUAGUGGACAUUCAGGUGAAGAGGCGGCUGGCUAACCCGUACCGUCACUCGGACUCGAGUGGUCGGGGUUCGGCUGAGGGUGAGACGGCCGAGGAUGAGGAGAUUCAGAUGAUCAACGAGCACCUGUACCGAAAGAGUGCUGGCUCCACACUCAGCAUGGGCGCAUCCUGGAUACCUGAUUCCAGAGUGCCCCAAGAUUCAGACCCACCAUCCUACUGGGUGGAGGAAGACGGCAUGAUUGAGCCAGUUGCUAUGGUCACCGUGGAGACGGAAAGUUCCGAGAGCCUUCACAAUUUCCGGGAGGAGGGCGGGGGUGAGGAGAUGUUGUCACAGCCACUGAUGAGAGAUGGGAACAGGACCAGCGUGGGCAGGUAUGCCUCUCAGGGUGAAGCCCAAUUAGGUGGGACUGUGGGUGGGUCUCUGAUCUCAAUGGCAUGCACAGAGGAUGAGCUACAGGGCAGCUACAGUUGGGACUACCUCCUAGACUGGCAACCCCGCUUCCAGCCUCUAGUCUCCGUCUUCUCAGAUAUUGGCCAGCUGUCUGACGAGGAGGUCGAGCCAGAACAGGGCAGGGGCCGGGUCCUCGAGACACACAGGACACUCCAGCCCCCGCCCCUCAUCACAUCUGUCGCCCGACCGGGGAUCCGGUCCGUACCCCCAAGGAUGCCUCCUCCACGUGCGGUGCCGAACAUGACCCGCACACCAUACUUUCCUAAAUACUCCUACUCCCCCCUAGCCAGGAGCACAGGCCUCACCCCCUCCAGCAUGACCCCCAGCUUCUCCCCUGCCCUGUCCCUGGUCAACAUGAGAACACCCAGUGCAUCACCUGUGGUGUCAGAGACUGGACUUAGUGCUACUCCCACCAGGCCUAUCCCACACCCCUCCUGUAUCAGAGAUGGGGAAAUACAGGUAUAG